This is a messenger RNA of Penicillium verrucosum, 2787 nucleotides long. Its product is annotated as Phyllocladan-16-alpha-ol synthase. Gene Ontology annotation, molecular function: prenyltransferase activity. Bases 1 to 2787 code for a protein of 928 amino acids. The record is from RefSeq and is a predicted model, not a curated record. Lineage: Eukaryota; Fungi; Ascomycota; Eurotiomycetes; Eurotiales; Aspergillaceae. The transcript is spliced from 2 exons. Gene Ontology annotation, biological process: isoprenoid biosynthetic process.
AUGGAACCCAAUUUCUUGCAACGUUCGGCGGAGGUGCUGGUCGAUCAAUUGACCGAGCGAAUCGAUGACUCGCAUGGAUUAGGCUUCAUGAGCCCCGCGGUCUAUGAUACCGCAUGGGUAUCGAUGAUCCAGAAGCCCGUAGACGACCAUAUGGCGUGGUUGUUUCCCGAGUCCUUUGAAUAUAUCCUGUCAAACCAAUUGGAGGAUGGAAGUUGGAUCAUGUACGCUUCCCAGAUCGAUGGGAUCCUUAACACUUCGGCGUCCUUGUUGUCACUGAAACGGCAUUUCACUUCGCCGCUUCAAAUCAGUACCAUCUCUCAGGAAAGUCUCGCGGGGCGCAUUGAUCGGGCCACAAGAGCCUUGAAUGCCAUACUCGACGGAUGGGAUGUCGACGCCACGGUACAUGUUGGGUUCGAGAUCCUCGUCCCGGCGCUGCUCGGAUAUCUGGAGAUCGAAGGCAUUGUGUUUUCUUUUCCAGGUCGCGAUCGUCUCUUUGCGGUCCGCGACCAGAAACUGGCUCGGUUCAAGCCCGACCUUCUCUAUAUGCCUGUCCAAACCACGGCCUUGCAUUCAUUGGAGGCAUUCAUCGGGUUGAUUGAAUUUGACCGUGUUCGUCAUCAUAAGGUCAACGGCUCUUUCAUGGCUUCACCAUCUUCCACGUCAGCUGUGCUCAUGAAUGCCUCCGAAUGGGAUGACGAGUGCGAGGAAUACCUUCACCAUGUCAUCCAGUCCGCGUCAGGAAACCGCUCUGGAGGUGUACCCAGCGCGUUUCCUUCCACUACCUUUGAAAUUACCUGGACACUCUCAACACUGAUCAAGAACGGAUUUGAUCUCGAUCCGAAAUUACUACCAUCAAUCCAGAAAGCCCAAACAUACCUGCACAAUGCUCUCGUCAUGGAAAAAGGAACUGUGGGAUUUACACCACAUGUUUGCGCCGAUGCAGAUGAUACCUCCAAAGCCAUUCUCGUGCUCCAACUGCUACAACAGCAUGUAUCGCUGGAACCGAUGCUGAAAGCCUUUGAAGCAGACCUCCAUUUCAAGACGUAUCCUCACGAGCGCGACCCCAGCUUCUCGGCCAACUGCAAUGUCCUACUGGCAUUGCUCUAUGCGGAAAAUGUCUCCCAGUAUGCGCCUCAGAUCGAAAAGGCGACCCGGUUCCUAUAUAUGCACUUCCGGGAAACCGACUUGAAAGUCCGUGAUAAAUGGAACCUGUCGCCAUUCUACUCUUGGAUGCUCAUGACCGAGGCUAUUGCCCGCCUGCACCUGCUAUUCCAGAGUUCUAAAUUACUGUUUCUGAAAGAGCUUUUCGAGAAAGACCUCGUCGAUCUGCUGCGUGACAUGACAGUUUCAGUCCUGCGCCAACAGAACCAAACCGGCUCGUGGGGCUUUAGAAAUUCCAAGGAAGAAGCGGCAUAUGCGGUACUCAUCCUCACAUACGCGGUGGACUUUGAGUUCUCCGAGAUACCUCGUCACUUGAUCCGAAGAGCAAUCCACGACGGCUGCUCUUUCCUCCGUUCAAAUGCCGUUCUUGGCUCGGGGCAUCUCUGGGUGGAGAAAGUCACAUAUGAAUCGGAAAUGUUGUCACAGGCCUACACCUUGGCUGCGUUGAAGAAGGCGGCAGAUUCACCACCGGAAGCACAACAGAAACCGGAAGGUGUCUUCACAAAUUCGGCAAAUGGACAUAGUGCCGAGCUCACUGAAAUCGUAAGCAAAGGCACAAACGGAGCAUCCUGCGUCGAAACAAAUGGUACCGAAACGAAGUCUCUCGACGUGCUGCCCACACCCACAGUCGAGCUUCAUGGUCCCCAUCAGAAUGGACAUGUCCAUACGAAGAGUACAAAGCUCAUAUCGGCUUAUUCCAAUGGUGCCUCAAAUCAUUCCUACCAGUGCGAAUGGACAGACGACCAGGAGCAAAUCCUGUUGGGGCCAUUUGACUAUCUCGAAAGCUUACCGGGGAAGAACAUACGAUCGCAAUUCAUUCAAGCCUUUAAUUCCUGGCUCCAAGUUCCCACAGAACACCUGGAAGUUGUCGAAAAGGCGAUUUCCAUGCUGCACACUGCAUCGCUCCUCGUCGACGAUAUCGAGGACAGUUCGCUCCUUCGACGAGGGCAGCCGGUAGCACACAGUAUCUUCGGCACGGCACAAACCUUCAACUCUGGCAAUUAUGUCUACUUCCUUGCGCUUCGGGAGAUCCAUAAACUGCGAAGCCCACGUGCGAUUGAGAUCUACAUCGACGCUUUGAUCCAUCUGCACCGUGGUCAAGGCAUGGAUGUGUUCUGGCGCGAUUCGCUCAUUUGUCCCACAGAAGAGGAUUAUCUGGAUAUGGUCAGCAACAAAACUGGGGCGCUUUUCUGCCUCGCCAUCGAACUGCUGCAGAUCGGUAGCACUGUCCAAGUUAACUUGGUCCCGUUAGUCCGACUAUUUGGCAUUAUCUUCCAGAUUUGCGACGAUUAUCUUAACCUGAAGUCGCCAAGCUAUUUGCAGAAGAAGGGCCUAUGUGAAGAUCUGACCGAGGGGAAAUUCUCUUUCCCUAUAGUCCACAGCAUUCGCUCAAACCCCACCAAUCGGCGACUGAUAAAUAUCCUGAAACAGAAACCCCGGGAUGAUGAUAUCAAACGAUAUGCGCUUGCCUACAUGGAGUCUACGGAUACCUUUGAGUAUACCCGGGACUUUGUUGGCAGCCUGAAGGCUGAAGCCUUAGAAAUGAUAGAAGAUUUAGAGAAGCAGGGACUGGGAGAGAAUUUUGCGAUUCGAAAGCUCUUGGCUCGUCUGUCGGUAGAUGGGUGA